ACUUGAAAGAAGACGAUGCAUACAGGAGGAGAGACUUCAGCAUGCAAACCUUCAUCUGUCCGGCUCGCACCGUCAUUUUCAUUCCAUGCUGCUGGCCUUCCGAUGGCUGGACAGAUGCCCCAUCCGCAUCCGUACAGUGAGCGCCGCCAGCCGAGUGACCAGCAGGUUUCUGCCUUACCCUACUCCGACCAGAUCCAGCAGCCGCUCACCAACCAGAGGCGGAUGCCCCAAACCUUCCGAGACCCAGCAACUGCUCCCCUGAGAAAACUUUCUGUUGACUUGAUCAAAACAUAUAAGCAUAUUAAUGAGGUUUACUAUGCAAAAAAGAAACGAAGACACCAGCAGGGCCAGGGGGAUGAUUCUAGUCAUAAGAAGGAGAGGAAGGUUUACAACGAUGGAUAUGACGACGACAACUAUGAUUACAUCGUAAAAAACGGGGAGAAGUGGAUGGAUCGUUACGAGAUCGAUUCAUUAAUAGGCAAAGGUUCCUUUGGACAGGUGGUAAAGGCAUAUGAUCGCGUGGAGCAAGAAUGGGUUGCCAUUAAAAUCAUAAAGAACAAGAAGGCUUUUCUAAAUCAAGCCCAGAUUGAAGUGCGACUGCUUGAGCUCAUGAACAAACAUGACACUGAGAUGAAAUACUACAUAGUGCAUUUGAAGCGCCACUUUAUGUUUCGAAACCAUCUCUGUUUAGUUUUUGAAAUGCUGUCCUACAACCUCUAUGACUUGUUGAGGAACACCAAUUUUCGAGGUGUCUCUUUGAAUCUGACCAGGAAAUUUGCACAACAGAUGUGCACCGCACUGCUUUUCCUCGCGACUCCAGAGCUUAGUAUCAUUCACUGUGACCUAAAACCUGAGAAUAUCCUUCUGUGUAACCCUAAGCGCAGUGCAAUCAAGAUCGUUGACUUCGGCAGUUCCUGCCAGUUGGGGCAGAGGAUAUACCAGUAUAUUCAGAGUCGCUUUUACCGGUCUCCAGAGGUGCUACUGGGAAUGCCUUACGACCUUGCUAUCGACAUGUGGUCCCUGGGGUGCAUUCUGGUUGAAAUGCACACAGGGGAGCCCCUGUUCAGUGGAGCCAAUGAGGUGGAUCAGAUGAAUAAAAUAGUGGAAGUUCUGGGUAUCCCACCUGCUCAUAUUCUUGACCAAGCGCCCAAAGCAAGAAAGUUCUUUGAGAAGUUGCCAGAUGGCUCUUGGAACUUAAAGAAGACCAAAGAUGGGAAACGGGAGUAUAAACCACCAGGAACUCGGAAGCUUCAUAAUAUUCUUGGAGUAGAAACCGGAGGCCCUGGUGGGCGUCGUGCCGGGGAAUCGGGUCAUACGGUCGCCGACUACUUGAAGUUCAAAGACCUCAUUUUAAGGAUGCUGGAUUACGACCCCAAGACUCGGAUCCAGCCGUACUACGCCCUGCAGCACAGUUUUUUCAAGAAGACGGCGGACGAAGGUACCAACACGAGCAACAGCGUGUCCACCAGUCCCGCGAUGGAGCAGUCCCAGUCUUCGGGCACCACCUCCAGCACCUCGUCAAGCUCAGGUGGAUCGUCAGGGACCAGCAACAGCGGCAGAGCCAGGUCGGACCCCACGCACCAGCACCGGCACAGCGGCGGGCACUUUACGGCCGCCGUGCAGGCCAUGGACUGUGAGACGCACAGUCCCCAGGUGCGUCAGCAGUUUCCUGCUCCCCUGGGCUGGUCAGGCACCGAAGCUCCCACCCAAGUCACUGUUGAGACUCAUCCCGUCCAAGAAACAGCCUUUCAUGUAGCCCCUCCGCAGAACGCAUUGCACCAUCACCAUGGAAACAGUUCCCACCACCACCACCACCACCACCAUCACCACCACCACCACGGACAAGCAGCCUUGGGUAACCGGACCAGGCCAAGGGUCUACAACUCUCCCACCAAUAGCUCCUCUACCCAGGACUCCAUGGAGGUUGGCCACAGUCACCACUCCAUGACGUCCCUGUCUUCCUCAACUACUUCUUCCUCCACAUCUUCCUCCUCGACGGGGAACCACGGCAACCAGGCCUACCAGAACCGCCCUGUGGCUGCUAACACCUUGGACUUUGGGCAGAAUGGAGCGAUGGACGUGAACCUGACCGUCUUCUCCAAUCCCCGCCAAGAGACUGGCAUGGCUGGGCACCCGACGUACCAGUUCUCUGCCAACCCAGGGCCCGCACAUUACCUGACUGAAGGCCACCUGACAAUGAGGCAAGGGGCCGACCGGGAGGAGUCCCCCAUGACCGGGGUGUGCGUGCAGCAGAGUCCUGUCGCCAGCUCGUGACUACAUUGAAA
Molecule: messenger RNA, 2285 nt
Organism: Suncus etruscus (white-toothed pygmy shrew)
Lineage: Eukaryota; Metazoa; Chordata; Mammalia; Eulipotyphla; Soricidae
Gene: DYRK1A
Product: dual specificity tyrosine phosphorylation regulated kinase 1A
Exons: 11
Coding region: 16-2274 (752 amino acids)
Biological process (GO): peptidyl-serine phosphorylation; positive regulation of DNA-templated transcription; peptidyl-threonine phosphorylation
Cellular component (GO): nucleus
Molecular function (GO): transcription coactivator activity; protein serine/threonine kinase activity; protein serine/threonine/tyrosine kinase activity
Source: RefSeq, a predicted model, not a curated record